This is a messenger RNA of Triticum aestivum (bread wheat), 1867 nucleotides long. Its product is annotated as cytochrome P450 71A1. The transcript has 2 exons. NCBI's taxonomy places the organism in Eukaryota, Viridiplantae, Streptophyta, Magnoliopsida, Poales, Poaceae. The record is from RefSeq and is a predicted model, not a curated record. Gene Ontology annotation, molecular function: monooxygenase activity; iron ion binding; heme binding. Bases 177 to 1715 code for a protein of 512 amino acids.
CUUUGGCACGAUCACGUCGCGUCACAUGGACGAAAUCACGAGCGACAAAUCACAACGUGACGAUCAGGAAAGAAAGACCAGAACACUGCCGUGGCAGAUUGAAGUUUCGAGCACCAUUAUCAUCGAGCCAAUCGGACAACACAGCCUCCAGUGUAGUGAGGACUGAGGAACUGAGGAUGUGUCCGUACUUCGUGCUGGUCGCCGGCGUCGCCGCGCUCCUCGCCGUCACCUGCGUUGUCAUCAGGAAGGCUCGACGCAGCAGCAGCAGCAGCAGCAAGCUCCCGCCCUCGCCACCGUCGCGUCCGCUGGUCGGCCACUUGCACCUCAUGGGCAGCCUCCCACACCGCUCCUUGCGCGAGCUGCACGCUCGGUACGGCACCGACGGUGGGCUCCUGUUCCUGCGGCUCGGGCGCAGGCCGACGCUGGUGGUGUCCACGGCGGCGGCGGCGGCGGACCUGUACAAGAACCACGACCUCGCCUUCGCCUCCCGCGUGCCCAGCGUGCCGGUGGACAAGCUCACGUACGGCUGCAUGAACGUAUCGUUCGCGCCCUACGGCGACGCCUGGCGCCGCAGCAAGAAGAUGGCCGUCAUCCACCUCCUCUCCCCGCGCCGCGCCGACUCGUUCGGCCCUGUGCGCGCCGCCGAGGCGACCGCCCUUGUCGCGGGAGCCCGCCGCGCCGCGGAGGCCGGUGAGGCCGUGGAGCUGAGGGAGCUCCUGUACGCCUAUAGCAACUCCGUGGUCACCCGCGCGGCCGCCGGCGCCGCGGGGGCCACGGCGGAGAAGAUGAAAGAGCUUAUGGGGAACUCUGCGGCGUUCAUGUCGGGGCUCCAGGCGGAGGACGUGCUUCCUGGAGCGGCGGCCAAGAUGGUUAGGUGGGCGACGGGGCUGGAGAAGAGGAUCGACGUCCAGGUCGAAGCGUGGGACAAGUUCCUAUCCGAGAUAAUGGCCGAGCACCUUGAGAAGAAGCGUGACGACGGCGCACUGGGCGCAGAAGAGGACUUCUUGGACGUCUUGCUCCGGCUGAGGAAAGAAGGCACCGCCGGGCUCGAGCUCACCGACAAUCGCAUCAAAAGCAUCAUCAAGGACAUGAUCUUGGCCGGAACUGAGACGUCAUCUAUCACGCUGGAAUGGGUCAUGGCGGAGCUCAUCGGAAACCCGCGGGUAAUGGCCAAGCUGCAGGACGAGGUAACACGAAUCGCCAACGGCAAGCCGGCCAUCGAGGAAGACGAUUUGAGGAGGAUGGAGUACCUUAAGGCGGUGCUGAAGGAGGUCCUCCGGCUCCACCCGCCGGCGCCGCUCCUCGUCCCGCACGAGUCGACGACGGCGGCGGUCGUCCAGGGCUACGAGAUCCCCGCCAAGACGGCGCUAUUCAUCAACGCUUGGGCAAUCGCGAGGGAUCCCGCGGCGUGGGGCGACGCGGCGGAGGAGUUCCGGCCAGAGCGAUUCUUGGACGGCGCCAGCGCGACGGACGUGGACGUGCGGGGGAAUGACUACCAGCUCCUCCCGUUCGGCGCCGGCCGGCGAAUCUGCCCCGCCAUAAACUUCGCACUGCCGGUGCUGGAGAUCGCGGUCGCCAGCCUUGUGCGCCACUUCGACUGGGAGCUCCCCGCCGGGACGCGUCUGGACAUGGCCGAGACGCCGGGGCUGGUCACGCCGCCGCUGGUUCCACUGCGCCUCGUCCCCAAGUCAAGUGCAGGACGCAUGCUUAAUUAGCCAGCAUUUAGCAGUGCCACGGAAUCCGCAGGGGAUUUCCUAAGAAUUCAGUAGGAUGCUAAAUUUCUAAAGAAUGUAAUGCAAAAAGUGUCCUUAGAAAUGAUUUUAUAGAAUCUAUAAUACCUAAAUAGUUGAUCCCUACUGUCAUAUUU